AUGCGUGGGAAGUUGUCAAAAGAAGCAUUAGGUGGAGGGAACUUGCACCACAUGAAGAAAUUGCUAAUCCGCCAAAAAAGAAACCAAACAUCUUCGUAUUCGAGCUCACAAAAAGUGUCAUCGGAUGGUCACGUAGGCGUUAAUCUUAAUGAUGACAACGAUGACAUCGAAGAAAUACACUCGCCUCCUCCUCCGAUGGGAAGGGACAAAAAAAAGCUCGAGCAAGAGGAAAAGGGAAAGCGAAAUCUUCAAAUUCGUCGGUCGGAACCGAACGGUCAACUAGAUCGGAGGAAAUGA
This is a messenger RNA of Lactuca virosa, 297 nucleotides long. The record is from the annotation of a GenBank genome assembly. Lineage: Eukaryota; Viridiplantae; Streptophyta; Magnoliopsida; Asterales; Asteraceae.